AUGAGUGCAUUUGUCAAACCACAGGGACAUGGUCAUUCCCAUCCUGCCUCUACUCAUCUUACGAUAGGACAGAGAAAUAGAUCUGAUAACAAUAGUAACAGUAAUAAUAACAACAAUAAUAACAACAACAGUACAACACCUUUAUCACCAGAUAGUAAUAAUAAUAUUAGUAAUAAUAUUGUAGAUAUUGGUCAUAGUGGCAGAAUAGAAAUAUUGUCAGAUCGAUUCAAUAGUUUGACGGUUGAUGGUUUAAUUAUGGAAGAUUACGCUUUCUAUGCACAUAAUGUCAGUACACUUGAUCAAAGUAACGACCAAGACGAGGAUGAAUUUGGAGAUACACCAUCACCCCAACCUCAAACCCAACCACUAGACGACGACAACGACGAAGAAGAAGGGGAGAUUGAACGAAAAGGGGAAGGAGAGGAAGAAGAGUUUGAUCAAGUAGUACACAAGAGCGUUAGAACAAAAGGAGGAGAGUUUACAAAUUCAAUGACUCUUGAAACACCGGUUAUCGAUUUCUUGACGAGUUUAGAAGACGACGACGACAACAACAACAACAACGAAACAAUGUCACCAGAUACCGAGUUUGGAGAUAUACAACAAGAAGAGGAACAACAACGAAAUCGGUCAGACUCUUUGGACAAUAACAACUUUAUCGAGUUUGAACCAACCUAUCAUGAAUUGGUACAAGAAAUGACCGUAUCAACCACCAAAGACAAGAUUAUCAUUAGACCUAGAAUACCAGACAAUGCAAGAGACAAGGAUGGUUUCAUUUCACCAGCUCAACUAUUACAACAAGAAUAUAUAAUCAUUGAUAGAAAUACUUUUGAUAUUACUCUUGUUUCUCCAAAUAAUAAUAUUAAUAAUAAUAGUAAUAAUGAUACGAUGAACGAAUCUGAAACAACAACGACAACAACAACAUUCACAGAAUUGAUAGUCAAUUCAAAUACAAAUACAAAUACAAAUGCACCAUCAAGAUCAUCAUCACCUCAAAAUAUAACAAACAAUUCAUUGUCAUCAUCAUUGAUGGGGGGAUCAAUCAAUGCCAAUAUAUUAUUAUCAACUGGGUCACCAUCAACAUCCCCUUCAACAUCACCACACAAUAGUUUCAACUAUAACAAUAAUAAUAAUAAUAGUAGUGGUAGAGAUGGAACAACAAGUAAUAAUGGUAGUGGUAUUAUUGGUAAUACACAAUUUAUCGUUGCCUAUGGUAUCAUUGGUGUGAUCAAGUUGAUAUCUGGACCACAUUUAAUACUGAUUACAGAGAAAAAGUUGGUUGGUAAUAUGGGUGGCAAGUCAGUCUAUGAGAUUGACCAAUGUCACUUUUUACCAAUUGCCACAAAUAUAGAGUUGGGAGAGCACGAGAAACGACUGGAAUCAACACAUAAAAAGUCUCUAAAGUCACUACUCAACUCUGACUUUUACUUUUCCUAUCAGUUUGAUCUCUCCAACUCGUUGCAACGUACCAGUGUACUCAACCAGUACGACAAGGUAAACCACUUGUUUGAAAAGUUUGAAGACCGUUUCUAUUGGAAUAGAUACCUUCAACAACAACUAAUCGACCAAAAGAUGCACAGUUGGAUCCUACCAAUCAUUAGAGGUCACGUAGAAGUUUACAAUUUCUUUUUAGAUGGUUGUAGUUUUGAGUUUGGUAUUAUAUCACGUAGAAGCAAGGUACGUGCUGGUACUCGUUACAAUACACGUGGUUCAGAUCAAAAUGGUAGUGUAGCCAAUUAUGUAGAAACUGAACAAAUUUUAAAUUGUACUAUUAGUAAUCAACAAAAUAACAAUAACAAUAAUAAUAAUAAUAAUCAAAAUAAUAAUAACAACAUGAAUAUAUCGACAUCAUCAACAACAACAACACCGAAAACAUUUUCAUUAAUUCAAAUUAGAGGCUCAAUUCCACUUUUAUGGGAACAAUCAGGUUAUAAAAUUAAACCAGUCAUUAAAAUUAAUAAUGAUCAAAAUUUAAAUAUACAAGUAUUUAAAUCACAUUUUAAUCAACAAAUUAGUUUUUAUGGACCUCAAACCAUUGUAACAUUAUUAGAUCAAAAAGGAAGUGAAUCAGAAUUGGGAGAUUUAUAUAAACAAACAUUGAAACAAACCGAUUAUCAAACCAACGAGGUUGACUUUUUUGGUUUUGAUUUCCACCAUUUCUGUCAAGGCGGUCGUUUUGAUCGUGUCGAGAUUCUCAUUGACAAUUUGGAAGAGGUGAUUGACAAGAUUGGCUAUUUGGAGAGAGACCCAACUGGAUACCAAUCCUAUCAAAACGGAUCGAUUCGUACAAAUUGUUUGGAUUGUUUGGAUCGUACCAAUUUGGUGCAGAGUAUGAUUGGUCUCAAGGUACUAGAGAGUCAAUUCCAAAAGGUCGGUGUAGACUGGCGAUCCAAUCUCCAAAGAGAUGCCACCACCUCCAAUGCUGCACAUGUACUCAAACAGAUCAAACUUAGUUGGGCCAACAAUGGUGAUGCCAUCAGCCGACAAUAUGCAGGUACAAGUGCACUCAAAGGUGACUUUACAAGAACUGGCAAGAGAAAUACAAAAGGUGUAUUCAAAGAUGGUGUCAAUUCUCUCACUCGUUACUAUAUCAAUACCUUUCAAGAUAAACUACGUCAAAUCUCGAUCGACCUCCUUUUAGGUAUCAACACCAUCGAAGCAAAUACCAUGAAGGUUAUGGCCAGUCAAAAGGAUUGUGAUUGGGGUGAAUCAAGAAUGAAAGCAAUCAAUAAUUGUGUUGACCAUUUUCUUCAAUAUGAAAAAGAUGAUCAAAGUGGUUUUAUUAAUGCUUGGAUUGUUAUUAGUAUUAACAAGAGAAAUCAAGAACAAGAAAGAAUAUUUUUAUUGACACCAACACAUAUGGUUAGAUGUAAAUAUAAUUUCAAUGAAAACAAGAUUGUUCAUUAUAAACAAGUACACCUAUCAACUCUUAAAAAGAUACAAAAGGGGUUCAUUCUAUCAAGUGAUGGUAAAAAAUUAUCAUAUGGUAUGAGAAUAUAUUAUGAUAAUAAUAAAUCAAUGAUAAAGAAAUCAAGUGCUCCAAGUAGUAGUAGUAGUAAUAAUGGUAAUGGUAGUAAUGGUGGUACCACUAAUGGUGGUAAUACAGAUAGACCAACAUCAAUGACAUCAUCAUCAAGUGGUAUUAAAAUCCCGCAAUCAACAAAUGCAAGACACAAUACUAUUGGUUAUUCUACAUCACCACCACCACCAUCAACAACAUCACCUCUCUCAAAUGGAAAUGGAAAUGGUAGCCAAAUAUCUCUAACUAGUAGUAAUAGUUCAAUUGAAACACCAACAAAACAACAACAACCAGAGGUUGAUAUGGCAGAGUUAAAGGAUCUAUCCUAUCAAACCUAUAUUGUACCAAUUCCCGAAGGAGAAUCAAUCGAUUUUGGAAAGGAUCUUGUCACUGAAAUGGGAGAGACCAUCAAAGAAUGUUUUUCGAAUCUCUUGGGAUACUCUUCAUCUACUCUUACUGCUCUUCCCAUUGGUCAAUCUUUUAUCUUUGAAAAGGAUUUUAGAAGAAAAACAAAUACUUUUGGUGCUGCUUAUAAUGGUUUGAAAUUGGGAUUCUAUUCAAAAUCACCAACUAUUGGAACAUCAUCAAUGGGUAUAAGAUCAAGAGGAUUUAUAAGUAAUAGUAAUAAUGGAACAAAUAGUCCUAGUAACACCAAUAAUAAUAAUAGUAAUAGUAAUAAUAAUGGUGGAACCACUGGUAGUCAUCAAGGAAGUCCCAAUGUCAAAAGACGUAGUUGUAGUUUUGAUGCAACUGCCAUCUCCUCUUUAAAUACAAGUGGCGGUGAUUGGGGAAGAAAAUAA
Molecule: messenger RNA, 3816 nt
Organism: Cavenderia fasciculata
Lineage: Eukaryota; Evosea; Eumycetozoa; Acytosteliales; Cavenderiaceae
Exons: 4
Coding region: 1-3816 (1271 amino acids)
Biological process (GO): phosphatidylinositol dephosphorylation
Cellular component (GO): endoplasmic reticulum
Molecular function (GO): phosphatidylinositol-4-phosphate phosphatase activity
Source: RefSeq, a predicted model, not a curated record